AUGUCUUCGCAGGAGCCCCCUUAUGAUCCCUAUAUCCCCAGCGGCCAGACCGGCACGCAGCAAGCCGGCGGUGCCGGUGGCAACGCCAGAACCCAGGCUCUGCAAGCUCAAAUCGACGACACGGUCGGUGUCAUGCGCGACAAUAUCAAUAAGGUUUCGCAGCGUGGUGAGCGUCUGGACGCCCUCCAGGACAAGACGGACAACCUUGCCGUUUCGGCGCAGGGCUUCCGUCGUGGAGCCAACCGCGUACGCAAGCAGAUGUGGUGGAAGGACAUGAAGAUGCGCAUGUGCAUCAUCAUUGGUGUAAUUGUUCUUCUGGCCAUUAUCAUCAUUCCCAAGGCUGAAGAGAAUGCAGCCAAGCCGGACAAUGUCGGCAAGGUAGAGUCUAGAAUGCAAGGUGCUUCUCCACGUGUGCUUAAAACCCAAGUCUUUUCAGCGGGACCUGAGAGGAGCAGAGGAAAAGUGCCGGACCAGGGUGAGAAAAAAGCACGCACGAUGUGGGCAAACGGAAUAAAGGCGAAGGCUGCGCAAUAUAGUUGCGAGCACGCAAAUUCCGAGCAACCAUAG
Beauveria bassiana ARSEF 2860 is the source of this 567-nucleotide messenger RNA. Its product is annotated as synaptobrevin-like protein. The coding region runs from base 1 to 567 and encodes 188 amino acids. The record is from RefSeq and is a predicted model, not a curated record. Gene Ontology annotation, biological process: vesicle-mediated transport; vesicle fusion. The transcript is spliced from 4 exons. NCBI's taxonomy places the organism in Eukaryota, Fungi, Ascomycota, Sordariomycetes, Hypocreales, Cordycipitaceae. Gene Ontology annotation, cellular component: SNARE complex; plasma membrane. Gene Ontology annotation, molecular function: SNAP receptor activity; syntaxin binding.